GGGAUCGUGGAGCCCGCGCCCUGUGGCCGGCGGCGAUGAAGAUCUGGAGCUCGGAGCACGUGUUCGGCCACCCAUGGGACACGGUCAUCAAGGCUGCUAUGAGGAAGUACCCGAAUCCGAUGAACCCUGGUGUUGUGGGAGUCGAUGUGCUGGAGCGCAGUGUGGAUGGCCACGGCCGGCUUCACAGCCACCGCCUCCUCAGCACCGAGUGGGGGCUGCCUGGCCUCGUGAAAGCGAUUUUGGGAACCAGUAGGACUUUGACAUACAUCAAAGAACAUUCUGUUGUGGAUCCAGUGGAAAAGAAAAUGGAACUUUGUUCCACCAAUAUCACACUCACAAACUUUGUAUCGGUGAACGAGAGGUUGGUGUACACACCCCAUCCGGAGAACCCUGCCAUGACCGUGCUCAAACAAGAAGCCAUCAUCACCGUGAAGGGGAUCAGCCUCGGCAGCUAUCUGGAAAGUUUAAUGGCCAACACAAUAUCAUCCAAUGCAAAGAAGGGUCGCGAGGCCUUGGAGUGGGUGAUUGGCCGACUUAACAUGGAGUUGGAAGGUCUCGGGGCCCCAGCCUGCGCCAGAGUGUGAAGCAGUGGCGGACUGCAGCCUUCGGGCUCCCUGUGCCCAGGACACGGAGACAGAGGCUGAGCAGCAAGUUGAUGGGCGUUCAUCACCCACCCUGGGCUGUGGGGCUGCACACACUCGCUGGACACUUGGUUUGCCAGAAGGAACAUUUGGGAUCAGUGUGUGCCUAGAGACAUUUAGGAAGGGGCUUCCAGAAAGGGAGUGAAUUUGCUCCAUCUUGGCAUAUAGCUUACCUUUACCUUUUUUUUUUUUUUGGUGGAAAGGUUUUAUUUACUAAACAAGAAGUUAAUUUAUUUUUUAUUUUUUUAUUUUUUAAUGUUUGUUUUUUUUCUUUGCACAGGGAAAGAUUCGCCCUGAGCUAACAUCUGUUGCCAAUCUUCCUCUUUUUUUUUGCCCCCUUCCCAAAGCCCCAGCGCAUGGUUGUAUAGCCUAGCUGUAAGUUGUUCUAGUUCUUCUAUGUGAGCUGCCGCCACAGCAUGGCAACUGACAGAUGGGUGGUGUGGUUCCGCAACCGGGAAGUGAAACUGGGCUGCUGAAGCAGUGAGUGCCGAACUUUAACCACCAUGCCAUCAGGGCUGGCUCACAAGAAGUUAAUUUAAAUCUUUGAUAUCCCUUCCCCAGAAACCAAAGUAUCAGUGAAAAAGCGAAUAACUUUCUCACACUCUAUAACCUGCCAACCUUCAAAUAGAAGUUUCUUGUGGGUUUUGAUCCUCAAGUUUGCUGUGAACAUAGACCGUGGAUAUUCCCCUUUGCUUUCGCAGAAAGAAGGCUGUUUCAGAGGGCUGGAGCAGUGUUUCUAAACAUCUGAGAGCCUGAGGUUUGCUUUGGGAGCUUGUUAACACUACAGAUUUCAGGCCGUCAGCCGCAGGGAUUCUGCCAGGUCUGGGCUAUGGCUCGUCACAUCAGGCUGGGAGCUCACCAGGCCGAGGAGCACUGACCCUUCCAGCGAGUGCUGGGUACGGGCCUCUGCCCCUGUGCCCUGCCGCUGACCUGCCAAUACUGGAGCUUCGUGUUCUACAGAUGUCACAGCUGUUCUGCAUGCGCACAAUUUAUUUACCAGAUUUUAUCUUUCACUGACCACAGACUUUAGAUUUAAUUUACGAGAUGAGUUUUUAAUUAUAUGUAUAUAGCAAGUAACAUGAAGCAUCCCUAUUUCAUUUUAGUUUCUGAACGUGAAAUGGGACACAAUUUUCCUUAUUUAUGUUUUAACCAAAGCAACCAGUUUUGUUUUUUAGAGGAGAAAUGAGUACCAGGAGAAACUAGUUAUUUUGAUAAUGUCAUAUUGCUUGCCUAAAAUUUUUUUUGCCAAAAGCAUAAAAGUAAGUCCGGAAUUCUUCUGCCUUUCUGUAGUUUCCAGUGUUACAUCCCUGUUAUUGUGGCCCUUGAGUUUGGUAGGAAUAAAAGUUGAAUGCACUA
This is a messenger RNA of Diceros bicornis minor, 1997 nucleotides long. It is a transcript of the gene PRELID3A, whose product is annotated as PRELI domain containing 3A. Lineage: Eukaryota; Metazoa; Chordata; Mammalia; Perissodactyla; Rhinocerotidae. Gene Ontology annotation, cellular component: mitochondrial intermembrane space. The transcript has 6 exons. Gene Ontology annotation, molecular function: phosphatidic acid transfer activity. The coding region runs from base 36 to 584 and encodes 182 amino acids. Gene Ontology annotation, biological process: phospholipid transport. The record is from RefSeq and is a predicted model, not a curated record.